This is a messenger RNA of Verruconis gallopava, 2182 nucleotides long. RefSeq lists its product as uncharacterized. Lineage: Eukaryota; Fungi; Ascomycota; Dothideomycetes; Venturiales; Sympoventuriaceae. Gene Ontology annotation, biological process: spliceosomal complex assembly; mRNA processing; protein deubiquitination. Gene Ontology annotation, molecular function: cysteine-type deubiquitinase activity; zinc ion binding. The record is from RefSeq and is a predicted model, not a curated record. Bases 191 to 1861 code for a protein of 556 amino acids. The transcript has a single exon.
CCUCACCUCUUGCCUGUUACAAUGUUCUAUCCUCAUUCUGCCGCCUAACAAAAACUCGGCCAUCCAAAUACCCAAGAUAAAAAGGGGACUUUGAGUCCUCGAAUCUCACCGGCAGGGCGGGACGGAAACAUCGAGACCUGUGUCAUUGUACAGGCUGUCAGUCAUUUCAUCAGGAAAAGAGUCGCAAACAAUGUCAAAACGGCGCGCCGAAGAAUCACUUGAGGAGACAUUGUCGGUGGAUUCUCCUGCUCCCAAAAAAGCCAGAGUUGAAGACGGCGAGGAGGAAAAUGAAGCCAAUGGCACAUCGACGAACGGUCAUCGUUUGAUGCCACUACGACCCAUUGACAGAGAAAAGGUCGAUAUCCUUGGUGGAGACGAAGCUUUACAUGAAGAGCUGGAAGAGGCGGGAGCAGAUAUCGAUGACGAAGAUCAAGCUGAGGAUGCACCCUCAUCACGGCAAAAGGCGCCUGUAGAAGGCUACGACGAUCUUUAUCUAGACACGAUAGACCGUAAGGUGCUGGAUUUCGAUUUCGAGAAGUUGUGUUCGGUCACGUUGUCUAAUAUCAACGUAUAUGCGUGUCUCGUUUGCGGCAAGUACUACCAAGGGCGCGGUCCAAAGUCGCAGGCAUAUUUCCAUGCCUUGGAGGAGGACCAUCAUGUAUUCAUCAACAUGGAGACCAAAAAGGUUUACGUGCUUCCCGAAGGCUAUGAGGUCCACAGCAAAAGCUUGGACGAUAUCAAGUUCGUCGUCGACCCGCGUCUGCCGAAGGAGGAAGUAUUGCGAUUGGACAAGGAGCAGAAGCAAGCGUGGGAUCUUCUAGGGAGAAAGUACGUACCCGGGUAUGUGGGCAUGAACAACAUCAAGGCGAACGACUACUUCAACGUGGUCAUGCAUGCAUUAGCACAUGUACCACCCAUCCGAAACUACUUUAUGCUAGAGGACCUGAGCUCAAAAGCGACGCUGGCGCAACGAUUCAGCACGCUCGUGCGCAAGAUAUGGAAUCCCAAAGCAUUCAAGUCGCACGUUUCGCCACAUGAACUGCUCCAGGAGAUUUCCAUGCGGUCGAACAAGAAAUUCACCUUGACCAAACAGUCGGAUCCUGUGGAGUUCAUGUCAUGGUUUCUGAACAAUUUGCACCUUGCGGUUGGGGGAUCAAAGACGAAACCAGGGUCAAGCAUAAUACAGAAAGUCUUCCAGGGAAAUCUGCAAAUCGAAUCCCAGCUCAUAACGGCGCGUGCGGAUGCGGGCGAUCGUCUCCGAUUCGAAGACGCGGACUCCAAAAUCGAGAACACGCACUUUAUGAUCCUUACUCUAGAUCUACCACCCGCGCCGCUUUUUCAGGAUGAAUUCGAGGAGAACAUCAUACCGCAUGUGCCUCUGUACGGACCGGGUGGUGUCCUCAACAAGUACGACGGGCUCCAAGCCCAAGAGCGCAUGAAUCAUCGCCGCCGCUACCGACUCCUGCAUCCGCUGCCGCCUUACCUACUCUUCCACAUCAAGCGCUUCAGCGUCAACAAGUUCAUUUCUGAACGAAACCCCACUAUUGUAACAUUCGAUCCCCAACGGCCGCUCGACAUGGCGCCGUACACAGUGCCAAACCCUGCACUGCAUCCACACGGCGAGCCCGUACUCUACGAUCUCAUUGCGAACAUCACGCACGAGGCUGUCAAGGUCAGGGAUGACAGCGUGGAGGGGGAAGCGGAGAAGAAGGUGUGGAAAGUCCAAAUCCUGGAUCGGACAAGGGAGGAAUGGAUGGAGAUGCAGGAUCUGUUUGUGGAAAGGCUCAAUGUCGAGCUGAUCAGCACAAAGGAGAGUUACAUACAGGUGUGGGAGAGGCGCAGGGGCCCGAAGAAGCGAUGACGGCGCUGAAAAUGAGGGCGUUUGCGAUUCACUGCGCAGAGAUAUAUAGCAAUGUAGGCCAAAUCGAGACCUAGCAGGGAAAGAGCUGAGCGUCGAUGUUGCGGCUCCCCGCUGGAAAAUCAAGGCAGAGGCCGGUGCUGGAGGCACAACCUGUGGGCCUGUUGAGUGUACUGUCGUCCGACUAGCCUUUCAUGCGGACGCGUGUCUUGCGUUAAGUGCAGGUACAGCAAUGAAGAUGAAGAGUCGAGAUCAACACACGUGACUUGCGAUGCGGCAACGCGAUGAAAGGUCCAAGUGAAUUCGGUCUUCGCCGUCCAUCCG